Molecule: messenger RNA, 1152 nt
Organism: Pseudonaja textilis
Lineage: Eukaryota; Metazoa; Chordata; Lepidosauria; Squamata; Elapidae
Source: RefSeq, a predicted model, not a curated record
UGUCUCAUUCGCAAGAUGGCGGAGGCUGCAAACUGCACCAUGGAGAAUCUUGUAACCACGCUGGCUAAUGGGAUGAGCCUGCAGACUCCGCUAGAAGAUGUCUCAUGCACCCAGCUGGAAAACAGCAGCAAACCAACAGCAGAAGAGAUGACUUCCAAGGAUUACUACUUUGAUUCCUACGCUCACUUUGGGAUCCAUGAGGAAAUGCUGAAAGAUGAGGUCCGCACACUGACCUACAGAAAUUCCAUGUUUCACAAUCGGCAUCUCUUCAAGGACAAAGUGGUCCUGGAUGUUGGCAGUGGCACAGGAAUACUUUGCAUGUUUGCAGCCAAGGCUGGUGCCAAGCAGGUCAUUGGGAUUGAAUGCUCCAGUAUCUCUGAUUAUGCUGUCAAAAUAGUCAAAGCCAACAAACUUGACCAUGUCGUGUCCAUCAUCAAGGGCAAAGUGGAGGAAGUGGAGUUGCCUGUGGAAAAGGUUGACAUCAUCAUCAGUGAGUGGAUGGGCUACUGUCUCUUCUAUGAGUCCAUGCUCAAUACUGUCAUCUAUGCCCGGGAUAAGUGGCUGACCCCAGAUGGACUUAUUUUUCCAGACCGUGCCACGCUGUACAUCACUGCUAUUGAAGAUCGGCAGUACAAAGAUUACAAGAUCCACUGGUGGGAGAACGUAUAUGGAUUUGACAUGUCAUGCAUCAAAGAUGUGGCAAUCAAAGAGCCCUUGGUGGAUGUUGUUGACCCAAAGCAGUUGGUCACUAAUGCCUGUCUCAUCAAGGAGGUCGACAUCUACACAGUGAAGGUGGAGGACCUCACCUUCACAUCCCCCUUCUGUCUCCAAGUGAAGCGCAAUGACUACAUCCAUGCCUUGGUUGCCUAUUUCAACAUAGAGUUUACCCGAUGCCACAAGCGAACUGGAUUCUCUACCAGCCCUGAAUCUCCCUACACCCACUGGAAACAGACAGUCUUUUACAUGGAAGACUAUCUAACAGUGAAGACAGGAGAGGAGAUAUUUGGCACCAUUGGCAUGAAGCCCAACGCCAAGAACAAUGUGAGUCAGGGGGUUGGUUCUUUUCCUGCAGUGUUUUUCUGGAAAGUUGACAUCAUUUCCUCCAAUGGCAAACUUGCUUGGGAAAUAGAAAUCUAGUGUACAGAAGCUUCU